ACUCAUCAUUCUCCACUGUCGGAGAAGGAAAGUAUGACAGCGAACAGCCUUCAAACCAAAGUCAUCCGCACUACUCCACUUCUCUGCUGUCAUCAUGUCUGAGAAAGAGCUCGGCCAGAAAUGGGAUCGUUGUCUCGCAGACUGCGCUAUUAAAGUCGGUACUGGUCUGGGUCUAGGAAUUGUGUUCUCUGUUGUAUUCUUCAAGCGCCGGACGUCGCCUAUUGCGCUUGGGACAGGGAUAGGGCUUGGCAUGGCUUAUUCCAACUGCCAGAAUGACUUGAGAUCACAUUAUCAGCUGCACAGAAGCGCUGCUAAGGAGCAGUGAAGUCCGCUCAGUCAUGGAUCUGCCUUGCUUUAUUUUUUUUUGUAAGCCUGACACAGUCAGACUAGUUACCUUUUGCUCUCAAUAAUAUCCAUGUUCUUGUACAGGACACACUGUUUAUUUAAUAAAAUGUGGAGUUUUGACGUUUGCAAAAGAUGAUUUGAAUGUGUUUGAUUUUUUUUAUUUAUAUUAAAAAAAACAGCCCUACAGACAUGUGCAUUCCUUCUACUCUAAGCUUUACUGAUAGCAGGUCACAUCUGGCUUUCAAACCUGGAGCAGAUGAGUUUUUGGUGAAGAUGCCAAACUAGUGCCCUUACUGUGCUCAAAGCAAAACGUGUGCACUAAACCUGCAGUGUUGGCAUGGUGACAGCUCUUCAGGAGUGAAGCAUCACUUUGAGUGUGUAUUUUUGCACAAUGAUGGAAGUAAAAUAUCAAAAUAAAUUCCAGUGCAUAACCUUGUACAAGAGUAAGGCUUUAGAGAAUUGUUGCAGGCAUGUUGACUAUAAAUACUAAAUGUAUCUUUUGCUUUUGUCAGAGGUAACUGUACAAGAGCUUUUUUUUUCUUUCUUCACAGCUUUCCUUUGUUUUCUGGGAAUAAACUGAACUUGUAAAAUC
This is a messenger RNA of Danio rerio (zebrafish), 937 nucleotides long. RefSeq names its product mitochondrial contact site and cristae organizing system subunit 10 (gene micos10). Gene Ontology annotation, cellular component: MICOS complex; mitochondrial inner membrane. Lineage: Eukaryota; Metazoa; Chordata; Actinopteri; Cypriniformes; Danionidae. The record is from RefSeq and is marked provisional.